Frankliniella occidentalis (western flower thrips) is the source of this 1865-nucleotide messenger RNA. Its product is annotated as golgin subfamily A member 6-like protein 6. The record is from RefSeq and is a predicted model, not a curated record. The coding region runs from base 59 to 1573 and encodes 504 amino acids. The transcript has 3 exons. NCBI's taxonomy places the organism in Eukaryota, Metazoa, Arthropoda, Insecta, Thysanoptera, Thripidae.
CCGAGUCUUGGCGGAGCGGGCGGGCAUUCCGUGCUCCGGCGGACAUCACACACCAAGCAUGAAGCCGGCCUCACUCCUGGUGGGGUGCCUGCUGCUGGCAGCAGCAUGGGCAGCCCCAGCCGACCCCGCAGCGGCGGCCACGGCGGUCGCUGAGACCAAGAAGCAGGAGGUGCAGGUGCAGGCCCAACCCGGAGACGCGGUCACUCGCGCCAAAAAGAGUUUGGACUACGGCGGCGGCUGGGAACAGAGCAGCGGCGGCGGCGGCUAUGGCGGCGGCGGCGACGUCGGCGGCUACGGCGGCGGUGACGGCGGCGGAUACGGUGGCGGCGGCGACGUCGGCGGCUACGGCGGCGGCGACGACCACCACGACCACCACCACCACGAGCCGCAGGUAGAGUGCCACAAGAAGCUCGCCUGGAAGACCGAGUACAAGCAGAUCUGGAGGACCGAGAAGAAGCAGAUCUGGAGGACCGAGAAGAAGCAAAUCUGGAGGACCGAGAAGAAGCAGAUCUGGCGCACUGAGAAGAAGCAAAUCUGGAGGACCGAAAAGAAGCAAAUCUGGCGCACGGAGAAGAAGCAGAUCUGGCGCACGGAGAAGAAACAGAUCUGGCGCACGGAGAAGAAACAGAUCUGGAGGACCGAGUGGAAGAAAAUCUCAGUCCCAGUCUGGAAGGAAAUCCAGGUCCCCGCAUGGAAAGAGAUUCAGGUCCCUGACUGGAAGGAGAUCAAGGUCCCUGACUGGAAGACCAUCCAAGUGCCCGUCUGGAAGGAAAUUCAAGUCCCUGCCUGGAAGGAAAUCAAGGUUCCCGACUGGAAGACCAUCCAAGUGCCCAUCUGGAAGGAAAUCCAAGUGCCAAUCUGGAAGGAGAUUCAAGUUCCUGACUGGAAGAAGAUCUGGGUGCCAGUCUGGGAAAAGUACUGGGUGGAAGAGCCCGUUCACGACCAUCACGAUGACUGGGAUCCUCAUGGUCAUGAUCAUGAUCACCAUCACACUAAGAAGGUCUGGAAGAAGAAGUUGGUCUGGAAGCCCGAAUGGAAGAAGAUCUGGAGGACUGAGAAGAAACAAGAAUGGAUAACCCAGAAGAAACAGGCCUGGAAGGAAGAACAGAUCCAGAUUUGGAGGAAGGAGAAGAAACAGAUCUGGAUCUCAAAGAAGGUUCAGGAGUUCAAGGAAGAGAAGAUCCAAAUCUGGAGGACGGAGAAGAAGCAGAUCUGGAGGACGGAGAAGAAGCAAAUCUGGGUGCCUAAGAAGGUCCUGGAAUGGAAGACUGAAUGGAAAUCUCAACAGGUUCCGGACUGGAAGGAAAUCCAGGUUCCCGACUGGAAGGAAAUCCAGGUUCCAGACUGGAAGGAGAUCCAGGUCCCCGACUGGAAGGAGAUUCAGGUCCCUGACUGGAAGGAGAUCCAGGUUCCCGACUGGAAGGAGAUCCAGGUCCCCGACUGGAAGGAGAUCCAAGUUCCUGACUGGAAAGAGAUCCAGGUCCCUGACUGGAAGAAAAUCCAGGUGCCAGUCUGGGAGAAGGUGUGCCACGAAAAGCACGAAGAGCACCACGAACACCACGGGUGGGACUGAAUAUUACCAAACACCAUCGCCAUUUGCUCAUCUCACUCAUCUAGUUCGUAAGGCCCCUCCCCCAAGUCAUUGACGGCAAGACCCGCCGUCGCCACGCCCAUGUAUAUACCCCCUUCCCCUUCCCUCACCCUGUCCCUCUACGACUUGACCAAAGUACAAAGUUAUCGCCCGCGAGUAGUCUAGUGCGAGGGCUUGGCGUGUAUUUUACAUGUUGACGAAUGUGAUGUCUAUGUGUACUGCACACCUCUUUUUUAUGUAUAUUAAAUCUGUUUUAUAAAAAAAUGAAAAUAUU